AUGGUCCUAGCCCAUUCACCCCCGCGUAAGGCGGCCAACACUCGCCCCCCAGACAGGAACCUCCCCCGCAUCCCCGAAACUCCUGCGGACAUUAUCACGCAGCAAAGCCCCUCACCGCAACCCUCUACCUCCAGAGCGGGACGUUCGCAUUCUCUUUCCCCGCGCGCCUCCUCUAGGCUGGCUUCAAUCCGGGAAUCAUCCCCUAGCCAGGAUCUGCGCACGCCUCCCCCAUCUCCAUCUAGGGGGAGAAUUUCGCUUUCACCCCCUCCCAGCAGCCAAGCGUCACCCAGGUCGAUUGACCAUGACGUGACUGUAAUGGCCGUCCCGGACCACUGGGAAUCGCUUUCGCCCCCAGUCACACCUACUCCACCUUUAUUGUAUUCACCCCCCACCCAAGUUCCAUCCACUGCGACACCCGUCACACUCGUCGCACCCGCACCCGUCGCACCCGUCGCACCCGCCGCACCCGCCGCACCCGCCGCACCCGCCGCACCCACCGCACCCACCUCAACCCCGGAUACUCACCUCCAAGCCGCUCUAUCCAACAUCAUAGAAGCGGCCAAAGAAAUUAUCACCAAAAUAAGUGAAGGCAAGAGCGUCACCAGCGCAAACAAAAAACGCAUCCAAGAGCUCGCGAGGGGCAUCAUGGGCUCGGUGGAGAUGGCGCAGCAGACGGAACUCCCCAAGCCCGUCUCGGAUACUAUCCUUCUGGCAAUCAGGGAGAGUAUCCGGGACGAGUUCAAGGCCCAAGCGCCCGCCCUCGCGCCACCUCCGGCUCCAGCCCUGAGGUCCUUCGCGGCUGUUGCUUCAACACCCCCGCCACCCAAACGCACCCCCCCGCCGCCACCUCCCCCACCACCUAAGCGCACCCUCCCUUCGCUAGUCAUCAAGGCCAAAGAGACCGGGGCCCGGCGGCCUGACGUCCUCGACGAGUGGCGUAAGAAUGUCAGGUUUAGGGACACCACUUUCGCCCCUACCAACGUGCGCCCUCUGCGCAAUAACAUGGUGAAGGUUGACUUCGAAACCGUGGCGCAGCGGGAUGACGUCAUGGCGAAAGUAAACAAGCUCCCCGGGGUGGUUGCCGAGGAAAGUAAACUUCGGAAACCCCUCAUCAUUUUGAAGGGCAUUAACACCCAACUACGAAAAGAAGAGCUGGUGGAGGUGGUGAGCGGACAGAACCAAGUGAGCGCCGCAGACAUUCGCUUCUGCUUCGCACUGAAGAAUCGGAAUGAGAGGCUCUACAAUGCUGUUUUGGAAGUUGCGCCAGCUGUCCGUCGAAUGCUAGUCGAGGCGGGCCGGGCCAAUGUGGAGCACCAGCGCGUGCACGUCGAGGACUUCAGCCGAUUCGUGCAGUGCCGCAAAUGCCUCCAAUUCGGCCACACCGGCAAUAAGUGCUCGGCGGAAUUCUAUCCGUGCGCUCACUGUGGCUCCUCGGCCCACCACAUCUCAAACUGCGCUCACAAAUCAGAUGCAUCACAACUAAACUGCUUUAAUUGCAAACGGUCAAACGACAAAUCCACCGGUCACUCUGCCCUUGACUCCAAAAAGUGCCCUAAAAUCAUCAAAGCCAUGACAGCCCUUAGCGAUUCCACCGACUAUGGUUAUUAA
Molecule: messenger RNA, 1608 nt
Organism: Plodia interpunctella (Indianmeal moth)
Lineage: Eukaryota; Metazoa; Arthropoda; Insecta; Lepidoptera; Pyralidae
Exons: 1
Coding region: 1-1608 (535 amino acids)
Molecular function (GO): nucleic acid binding; zinc ion binding
Source: RefSeq, a predicted model, not a curated record